AUGGCGGCUGUCGAUCUGAAUGCGUUGUUUGCGCCUUCUAAUCCUUUAAAUGUGAUCAAGAAGGCAUUCGAACAAGAGCAUACUCGUUUCGUUAAGGCCAUGAAGAAAAAGAACACUGCUAAGAACUCGGAAGACGGAAAUUCCAAAUGGGCUACAAGGUUGUUCAACCUCUGGAACGGCUAUGAGAAACGAUUGCCAUCACAAUACAUGAACGAGAAACUCGUGUCAACAGGCGAGAUUUUAGUGAAACUACAGGAGUAUGGUCUAGCCCUGCAUCAAUGCUUCGAUCGUUACAUUCUCUGGAUUGAGAGGCAAACCGGCAAGUCCACUGAUGUGCUCUUUAAAGAGCAAUAUUUUCAAGCCGAAGAGAGUAAUGAAACAAAGCAGACUGAACUGACGAUUCGUGCAUUUCUUGGUCGCGUGAUUUGUGCUUAUCGACUUGUAGUGAGUCAAGAUAGCAGACUAGAGAGCAUCAACACACAGAACUACACAAUCAGUUUACUCGAAACUUUACGGAAAACCAUGACGGUCUCAGUAACCAACGAGAAACUGUCAUGGCUCACAUACAAUGGCACCAUUUAUGUCUACACUAUUGCUCGUUCUCUCAUGUCAGUCGGUUUGUCUUCCAAAGUCUUGGAAUAUUUGUUGUGGGUUGCGAAUGCUAUGGAGAGUGCAGUUGCACUGCUUGCUGUCAAGUAUCUGACGUGGCGUGUUACGUUGUAUGCGGCAGUCUGUCAGUGUUAUUAUGAUUGUAAGGCUGGAGUUUGCACGACGGGCACUGAGUAA
Corticium candelabrum is the source of this 786-nucleotide messenger RNA. RefSeq names its product cilia- and flagella-associated protein 54-like. The record is from RefSeq and is a predicted model, not a curated record. Lineage: Eukaryota; Metazoa; Porifera; Homoscleromorpha; Homosclerophorida; Plakinidae. The transcript is spliced from 7 exons. Gene Ontology annotation, biological process: cilium assembly. Bases 1 to 786 code for a protein of 261 amino acids.